AAAAUAAGCGCUAUUAUCCGAUAAUGCGCUUCCUAAAUCUCGGCAUGAUUUUAAACGCAUAGGGAUUCUGGCAAGAAAUGCUGACUAGAAGUUGCAAUAAUAUCGGUCCCUUGGUUCUUCAGAAAAGAAAUAUAGCUGGGCAAAUAGGAAAGCUGGCAUCAAGACUUUUAAAGUUACGCUACCUUGUUGUGGGUGCAGGUGUUGGUGGCUCGUACACGAUAUCUAAGAAAUAUGACGAAUUUAAAGAUUCUCUGUCGAAAAUAACGCUGAAUGAUUACGUACCAAUAGAUAGGAUCAACGAAACAAUUCAGCAUUUCAAAGAAUAUGCUGCAUCUAUCGGUGAAUCUAGAACAUCUGGUUCUGGUUUUUUUUCGAAUUUUGAAAAGAAGCUACACGUACCAAAUGAACAUGAAGAAGCCGCCUCUUCAUUGCUCGUUUCUGGUACGAAUGAUGAUCUAAAUAAGCCUGUCAAACAGAAGCUCAAGCAAAUCAGUAUUGAGGAGCUGCAAGAAGCUCUUCUCAAAAACGAGUUAGCGUUCCAUAAACGGAUUGAAGCACUGCUUCAGGAGAAUAGGGAGUUGCGCAGUGAACUUCUUCUUAAGUCUCAUAAAUCUUCACAAAAAGGUCGUAUCAAAAAAUCUUUGAUUGAUAUGUAUUCAGAAGUUUUGGAUGAAUUAUCAGAUCUGGAUUCAGCAUACAACGCUCAGGACCAAUUACCACGAGUGGUUGUUGUUGGUGAUCAAAGCUCCGGGAAAACAUCUGUUUUAGAAAUGAUAGCGCAGGCUCGAAUAUUUCCAAGAGGCGGUGGAGAGAUGAUGACCCGAUCUCCGGUCAAAGUAACUCUUUCUGAGGGCCCAUACCAUGUUGCUUCAUUCAAAGAUGGUUCACGUGAAUACGAUCUCACAAAAGAGUCCGAACUUGCAUCGUUGAGGAAAGAGAUAGAGAUGCGUAUGAAGGCACUUGUUAGUGGUGGUAAAACAGUCAGCGCUGAGGUCAUUUCUCUAAAUGUGAAAGGGCCUGGGCUUCAGAGGAUGGUUCUUGUUGAUCUACCUGGCAUCAUUUCUACUGUAACAACGGGUAUGCAGUCUGGUACACGUGAAACUAUACAAGAUGUUGCUCGACAAUAUAUGAACAAUCCGAAUGCGAUUAUUUUAUGUGUUCAAGAUGGGAGUAUCGAUGCUGAGCGUAGCAAUGUAACAGAUCUAGUAUCUUCUGUAGAUCCUUCAGGUAAACGAACUAUCUUUGUUUUGACCAAAGUGGAUUUGGCUGAAACAAAUCUGCACAGCCCAGACCGUAUCAGACAAAUUCUCGAGGGUAAAUUAUUUCCUAUGAAAGCACUUGGUUAUUUUGCUGUGGUCACAGGAAAAGGUACGAAAGAUGAAAGUAUAGAUAGCAUUAAAGAAUAUGAAGAGAAUUUCUUCCGUCAUUCUCGUCUAUUUAAAGAAGGUACACUUCGUAUGUCUCAGAUGACCACAGCUAAUCUUAGCAAGGCUGUAUCAGAGAGAUUCUGGAAAAUGGUCAAAGAUUCAGUUGAACAACAAGCUGAUACAUAUAGAGCUAUCCGUUAUAAUCUUGAAACAGAAUGGAAAAAUUCGUUUCCUCAUUUACGUGAAAUGGAUCGUGAAGAAUUAUUUGAAAAAGCUCGUAACAAUAUCUUAGAUGAUCUAAUAUCACUAAAUGGUAUCAGCUCCACUGUAUGGGAGAAAAAUAUUCAUUAUGAAUUAUGGAACAAACUAAAAGAUUAUAUAUUCACUAAAAUAAUUGAACCCUCACAGCACAUUGACGAUAUAGGAACCUUUCAGACAAACGUUGAUAUUUGGCUUCGUGAUUGGGUUGAAAAUAAUUUACCGAAAGCUUCAAUUGAAACUGGUUUGCAAACAUUAUACAAUCAACUGGAUAGUAAAUUAAAAACAAUGCAAGAUGUACCUGGUUAUGAUCCAGUAUUUGAUCCAUUAAAAGUGACUGUACAUCAAGAAAUUCGUAAGCGUCAUCACUGGGAUCCUAAAGCUGAAUCUAGAUUGCGUGUCAUACAGUCGAAUGCUUUAGACGAUCAUACUGUACAUACAAAAUCUCAGUGGACCGCUGCUGUAGAUCUAUUAGAACAAGCAGUUAAAGCUCGAUUAAAAGAUGUGAAUCAGUCGAUUACUUCAAGUUUUGGUCCUGGAUGGGUUGAGCAAUGGACCCGUUGGAAAAAACGCACAGCAGAAGAAGAUGCUCGUUUACAAACCGCUCAAGAGAUUGAAAAUUUAUUAAUAUCACUUCCAAAACCAUCUGCUCAUAUUAAUCAAGAUGAUUUAACUACUAUUAGACGUAAUCUUCAAGCUCGUGGUGUUCCUGUGACUGAUAAAAUUAUUUAUGAAACUUGGGAACCUUUAGUUCGACGUUUUUAUCUUGAACGAUCUUUGUUUGUUUGUCAAGAGUGUCGAAAAGGCUUUUACUAUUAUCAGCAUGGUUUUCUGAAUACAUCUUCAUUUAAUAAAUCCUCUAAUAGCAAUGAACAUGCAUCUAAUGCAGCUGAAAAUUCUCGUUUACGUAAAGAUUCAUUGUCAUCUGAUUUCCCUGAUUGUCGUGAAGUGAUCUUUUUCUCUCGCCUGAAUCGUAUGAUGAAUGCAACUAGUAAUGCGCUUAGGCAACAAAUUAUGAAUGAUGAAGCACGUCGUUUGGAACAUUAUGUAAAGCAAGUUUUAAACGAAUUAUCUAAUGAUCCUAUUCGUGUAAAGAAGCUUAUCACUGGCAGACGUGUACAAUUAGCUGAAGAUUUAAGUCGAACAAGACAUAUUCAAGAGAAAUUAGAAGAGUUCAUUGCAGCUUUAAAAGCAAGCGAAUAACUGUGAUAACGAUCUCUGUUUCUCAAAAAUUACCUAGUGUGAUGGUAAAAACAUUAUGCACACAUGCAUAUACAUUUCGUUUCAUCAUGUAAUUACUUUUAUGUUUCUCUCUAUGUACACUUUUUCCGUUAUAAAAGAUACUUUUCAUGAUUAUUUUAUGUUUAAUGUCCAUUUCAAAAUGUAUGAGUGUUUAUUUAUUGUUCAUAUUGGUCAAGCUGCUAUUUUAAACAAGUUUCAUUAAUCAAUUGAAUGAUGAAUUUUUAUGUAAUGUAAAAUCAAAAAGAACAAUUACCCAUAUUUAAAUGCUAUCUUAUAUGCGUACCUGUUUUAAAUGUAUUUAUUCUUCCAUACUAUAUGCGCACGUGUUUUCUCACCUGUUUGUUGUUCAAUUAAUUCUUGUUUCAAUGCAAUGAUGUUAGUAUCUUCUCGUUUCAAUGUAAGUUAUUGUUCAUGGAAACCUUACCAGUUAUAAAAUUCAUUACAAAUUUGAAUAAAAACAUUUUGUUUUGCCUUAUAUAUG
Messenger RNA from Schistosoma spindalis, 3348 nucleotides. The record is from the annotation of a GenBank genome assembly. Lineage: Eukaryota; Metazoa; Platyhelminthes; Trematoda; Strigeidida; Schistosomatidae.